AUGGAAUUAAUUGAUGAUUAUUCUAAAGAAUUUAUUGAAGAAACUAAAGAGAAGCAAAUUAAGAGAAUAAAACCAAGAAGAAAAGUAAUAAGUAUUGAUGAAAUUAGAAUGAGAAAAAGAAACAACAGAGAAUCAGCUAAUCAUAAUGACUAUGGAAAUGAAGGAUUUUUGUUAAUGAUUUUUUAUUAUUUAGGUUGUACAUUGACAUUAAGAAAAAUAAAAAAAGAAGGAAAGAAUCAAAAAUUAAAAAUAGAAAGUAUUAAAUAUGAAGAUAUAGAAUUACUUUCUCGAGAAGGUAUUGAAAAAGAUAUUGAAGAAUCUAAAUUAUUAAAUAAUUUAAAUGAAAAAACAAGAAUAAAAAGAAUUAUAGUAAAUAUUAUUAUUGAUAAUUCUAUGUUAGAUAUUCUUAAAAACCAAUUUGGAUUUGUUUUUGAUCAAGUUGUAAAGAAGAAACCUGAAAAACAAUUUAUGCCAGAAAGAUGGAUUUUAGAACAUAUUAAACUUAAAAAAGAUUGGACAGUAAAAGAAAUUAUAGAAGAAGGGUCUAAAUUUUAUGAUAAUAUUAAACUUUUUGGAAAAGAUAAAGAAGUUAUUCAAUUAUCCAAAGAAAUAGUAUCUAAAUAUAUUGAACAAACACUUCCAAAAACAACGUCUAUAGAAAAUACUACUGAAUCAGAAAAUUGUUAUUUCUCAGUUUAG
Molecule: messenger RNA, 699 nt
Organism: Entamoeba histolytica HM-1:IMSS
Lineage: Eukaryota; Evosea; Mastigamoebida; Endamoebidae
Exons: 1
Coding region: 1-699 (232 amino acids)
Source: RefSeq, a predicted model, not a curated record